AACGGUAAAGAGGAUUCUGAGCGCACGCGUGGCCUCUCAAGCCCUCCCCCGCCCCCAUUAGCCACCGCGGGCGGUCCUUCCCCCCUUCUCCCUCCCCGCCUCUUCCCUCCCCCACUGUCUUCCAGCGCUCGAGCACGUCACCCUCCCUUGGGACAGAAGGUUCUACUGGAGCCUCCAGAUUGGGAGACUGAGACCAAGAGCUGGAAGGCUCUUCCCUGGGGUCACUGACCCCACCUCCCUGGCACAGCGGACAUCAGCUGACCCAGACCCCAGCCCUGUCCAUCCUGACCCUCGGCCGACCAUGAAGAAGCCCCGAAAGGAAAGCAGCCAGAAGGGAAGGGAGCAAAUCGGCCUGGGCACCGACUCAGGGACCCCCGGCCUGGCCGUGUACCAUCUGUUUGGGGAUGCCGAGGUCGCCGGCUUCCGCGCCAGCCUCCUUAGCUGGUAUGACCGGGCCAAGCGCGACCUGCCCUGGCGGAGGAGGGCGGCCGCAGAGCCGGACCCAGACAGGAGGGCCUACUCCGUCUGGGUGUCUGAGAUCAUGCUCCAGCAGACCCAGGUGGCCACAGUGACCGGCUACUAUACCAAGUGGAUGCAGAAGUGGCCGACGCUGCAGGACUUGGCAGGGGCGACCUUGGAGGAGGUGAACGAGCUGUGGGCCGGCCUGGGCUACUAUUCGCGGGGCCGGAGACUGCAGGAGGGCGCACGCAAGGUGGUGGAGGAGCUGGGGGGCUGCGUACCCCGAACGGCAGAGAUGCUGCAGAGGCUGCUUCCCGGGGUGGGGAGGUACACGGCCGGGGCCAUCGCCUCCAUCGCCUUCGGCCAGGCGACUGGCGUGGUGGACGGGAACGUGAGCCGAGUGCUGUGCCGCACGCGAGCCAUUGGGGCCGACCCGGGCAGUCCCCUCGUCACCCAGCAUCUCUGGAGCCUGGCCCAGCAGCUGGUGGAGCCGGCCCGGCCGGGGGACUUCAACCAGGCGGCCAUGGAGCUGGGCGCUACAGUGUGCACCCCCCGCAGCCCCCUGUGCCCGGAGUGCCCCGUGCGGGACUUCUGUCGGGCCCAGAAGAGGGUGGAGAGGGAGCACGAGCAGACGGCUCGGACGUCGCGGGGCAGCCCGGAGCGGGGGACGCCCCUUGACGUGGAGGAAUGUGCCCCCAAGAAUGCCGCCCCGUGCCCUCUGUGCCUGCCCCCUGCGCAGCCGUGGCGCCAGGACCUCGGCGUGGCCAACUUUCCCCGCCAGCCUGCCCGCAAAGCCCCCCGGGAGCAGCGGGCGGCCGUCUGUGUCCUUCAGCAGCCGGGCUCUGAGAGCGGCCGCUUCCUCCUGGUGCAGAGGCCCAAGUCAGGCCUCUUGGCCGGCCUCUGGGAGUUCCCCUCCGUGCAGGCCGAAGGCCCCGAGGCCGUCCAGCGCCAGGCCCUUGGGAAAGCCCUGAGGACCUGGGUGGAUCAUCCCCUUCCCCUGAGGAGCCUGCGGCACCUGGGCGAGGUGGUCCAUGUUUUCUCCCACAUCCGACAGACCUACGUGGUGUAUGGCCUGGCCCUGGCAGAGCCCCUCCAGGGCCUCCCCCCCCCAGGUGCCCGCUGGGUGACCCGGACUGAGUUCCAGGCCGCAGCCGUCCCCACAGCCAUGAAAAAGGUUCUCCGGCUGUUUGAGGGCCAGCGCUCAGGCCGAGGGAAGGCCUCCAAAAGGUCCCCAGGUCCUGCUGCUUCCGGCCGCCAGCUGACCCUCAGUGCCUUUCUCAAGCCAACUUCUACCCCCUGACUGGCCCCACGGCCAGGCCCCAGGCAGCUGCCCCUUUCCCUUCCCUCCCACCUGGCUGCAGGUCAGCAAUGAGAUUCUUGUUGUGUAAAUAAAGCUGCUUUUUUAAAAGA
Monodelphis domestica (gray short-tailed opossum) is the source of this 1869-nucleotide messenger RNA. It is a transcript of the gene MUTYH, whose product is annotated as mutY DNA glycosylase. The record is from RefSeq and is a predicted model, not a curated record. Gene Ontology annotation, molecular function: 8-oxo-7,8-dihydroguanine DNA N-glycosylase activity; oxidized purine DNA binding; purine-specific mismatch base pair DNA N-glycosylase activity. Lineage: Eukaryota; Metazoa; Chordata; Mammalia; Didelphimorphia; Didelphidae. Gene Ontology annotation, cellular component: nucleus. Gene Ontology annotation, biological process: base-excision repair; mismatch repair.